AUGUAUGCAUCACAAAGUUUGUCUUUUCAUCCUACUUCUGAUCAUCAGCAAGAUGAAAACAGUUUUCUUCAAAAUCAUAUUGCAACAUCUGGAUUAGUGGAGCUGCAGCAGCAACAGUUGCAUUCUAGUGAAAACAUGAACUUGAAUAUGCAAUUAGAAUUUGGGCAUGACCCCAAUAACACAAGGUUUCAUCAAAAUUGGGAAGAAAUUAGUUUUAAUCCUUACAACAAUCAACAACUUAGUUACCCCAUUUCUAAUCCAUCAAAUUUCUUGAGUACUACUACUCCAUCAUCAUCAUUAGGCCUUUUGGCAACUUCAACUAAUCUUUUUUAUGAACCCCCACAAUUGAAUAUGCCUUUAAAUCUUUAUACCCCACAAUCUAGUUUGUUCAAAGAGUUGUUUCAUCUUUCUCCACAUGGGUCCUCCUAUGGAUUAGGAAGCUCCGGGACGGGUUCUUUGUUUAGCCAUGGUCAUGAUCAGGAAGAGGUAACAGGUAGUUUAUACCAUGAUGGGAGUUUUCAUGAGUUAAGUGGAGAUAUGAUGAUCAAUUCUGCAGCUAUUAAAAAGAGGGAAUUAGGUAAAGAUAUCAAACAUCAUGCUUCUGAGAAACAAAGGAGAGUUCAUUUUAGUGACAAGUUCCAAGCAUUGAGGACUUUAAUCCCAAAUCCCUCAAAGAAUGAUAGAGCAACAAUUAUCGCGGAUGCUAUUGGCUACAUACAUGAGCUGAAAAUGAGAGUAAAUGAGUUAAAAAUUCAAGUAGAUUUAAAGAAAGAGAGAAUCAAAAGGCAAAGAUCAAUAGUAGAAGAAGAUGGUGCAGUGAUCAUGGAAGCUAAUCAAGAUGAUCAACAAGUGAUGAUGAACAAAUCUACUAAUUGGCAUCAUCAAAUAAAAUCUUCCAAGAAUACUAGUACUGAAGUUGAUGUGAGAAUAAUGGAAGAUGAAGUGAUUGUUAAACUUGUUCAACAGAAGCAAAUACUGAAGGGAGUGAAUUGCCUUCUAUUGGUAUCAAAAGCACUUGAUGAGCUUCAGCUGGAUCUCCAACAUGUUGCUGGUGGAUUGAUUGGAGAUCACUAUAGCUACCUCUUAAACUCCAAGAUUUGUGAAGGUUGUACAGUGUAUGCAAGUGUAGUAGCUAACAAGGUUAUUGAGGUUUUGGACAAGGAACAUGCAGACAUUAAUUAAGUUGGAGGUCUAGUUUGGUCUUGAAAUAUAGACUUUCUUUAAUUUAUA
Solanum verrucosum is the source of this 1230-nucleotide messenger RNA. Its product is annotated as transcription factor bHLH89-like. Lineage: Eukaryota; Viridiplantae; Streptophyta; Magnoliopsida; Solanales; Solanaceae. Gene Ontology annotation, molecular function: protein dimerization activity. The record is from RefSeq and is a predicted model, not a curated record. The transcript has 3 exons. Gene Ontology annotation, biological process: regulation of DNA-templated transcription; anther wall tapetum development. Bases 1 to 1182 code for a protein of 393 amino acids.